GCGAUACAAGACUGAUAAUGAAUCACAAUUUAUCGAUUUUCGGAAGGAUGGCGAUCAUUGUUUGGGAAUUUUUACAGUGCUGUCGACAUAAUGGAGAAUACAUACAUGCUAUUAUUGCUCGUAUUAUUAAUCUAUUUCGGUGUAUUUAAUUGUGUCUACAUAUUUGAGAUAGUUUUCGCGUUGACUGGUAAAAGCAAAUCUGAUUCUGUGGGAAUAUAUUAUUACAUUGGUUCCUACGUAAAUACGCUUGCACAAAUGACUCUUUACUGCGUCGCAGGACAACUUUUGACAACUCAAUCUGAAGGUAUGUUCGACGCUGCUUACGGAUGCAACUGGACAAACCUGGAACCAAACGAAGCGAAAAAUUUAGUUUUGAUUAUGCUGAGAGCUAAAAAGACGUUUUACCUAACCGCAGGCAAAUUGUUUCCUAUAAAUAUGCCGACAUUGUGCAACAUAUUAAAAAUUUCCCUCAGCUACAUAUCCUUUUUAUUGACAAGAGUGUAGCAACAACGAUCACCAAUAUUAUCAGAUUUUGAUUAUUAUAGAAGAUCGUGUACGUAGCAUUUGAUAUCAUCAAGAGUAAUUAUUACUUUACUUUUGUUAGUAAUUUAGAAAAGGACGUAAUAUAUUUAAAUAUAUACGUAAAUAUAUUUGAUGUUCUGACGUUCAUUGCAUUAA
Megalopta genalis is the source of this 678-nucleotide messenger RNA. Its product is annotated as odorant receptor 10. Gene Ontology annotation, cellular component: plasma membrane. The record is from RefSeq and is a predicted model, not a curated record. Gene Ontology annotation, molecular function: olfactory receptor activity; odorant binding. Gene Ontology annotation, biological process: sensory perception of smell; detection of chemical stimulus involved in sensory perception of smell. Lineage: Eukaryota; Metazoa; Arthropoda; Insecta; Hymenoptera; Halictidae.